AUGGCUGAGAGGACGGCGGCGGUGCGUGGCCGCUCGCGGUCGGGUUCGCUGGUCGGCGGCGGGCAGAAAAUCCCCAUUGCGCUGCGAGUCAAGACGCUCACCGAGCCGCGGCUGCUGAUCAACAUCCGAGCCAUCCAAAAGACGCUGCAGGCUGAGGAUGAGGACAAGGCGCGGCGACUGCAGCGGGAACAGACCGAGCUGCGGAAUUUGAAGGAGGAGCUGACCAACUCGAUCAAGCAAAACUACAUUCUGGAACGCGACAACAAAGAGAUCGACUCGCGCAUCGGGCUUCUUAUCCAGAACCGGGUCACUGUGCAAGAGGUCAUUGCCCAGACGCAGCGGAUGGCGUCGUCGGCGUCCGAGGUCUCGGACGCUGCGCUGCCGCAGGCCAAGCGCGAGCUGUACUCGUCGCUGUUCUACUUGCUCCAGCGCGAGCCCAACUAUCUCGGCAUCUUGCCCAAAGUGGUCAAGCUCUCGCAGACGCCGGCGUUUAUCCAGGCUGUGGCCUUUACGCUCUUUGGUGAUCAGUACUCGGCCCGCGAGGAACUGCUCCUGCUCUCGGUUUUCCGCCGCGCGCUGCAGGAAGAGUUCAACGAGUCGACGUCGAUGGGCUCGCUGCUCCGCGGCAACUCUGCGGUGACCAAGAUGAUCCGCGAGUACACGCGGCGUGAUCCGGGCCAGGCCUAUCUGGAGAAGACGCUCUCGGGCGUGCUCGAGGCGUUUGUGGCGUCAGACCCCGAGUCGUUUGAGAUUAACCCGGCCAAGGUCGCCAAGAAGCUCAUCAACGAGGAAGAGGUGGCGACCGGGGUCAAGUCUACGCUCGCCGAGGUGCCCGAGGCCGAGCGGAGUAAGGACCCGCGCGUGGUCGCCGUCAUCGAGCCGCGCAUCCAAAUGAUCAUGGCGCAGUGUGAGGUGUUCAUGAAGCAAGUCCUCAGCUCGCUCGAGGACAUGCCGUACGGCAUCCGGUGGCUCGCCAAGCAAAUUGCCAUCAUGACACAGGAGCGGUUCCCCGAGGCGUCACGCAAGGCGCGGGCAACCAUGAUCGGUGGCUUUGUCUACUUGCGGUUCAUCAACCCGGCCAUUGUCACGCCCGAUGCCGACUCGUACAAGCUGGUCAAGAACAAGCUCACCGCCAAAGUCCGGCGCAACCUCGUCCUCGUUGCCAAGGUCCUGCAGAACCUCUCCAACUUUAUCCUGUUUGGCGACAAGGAGGCGUACAUGCUCCCGCUUAACGCCUUUAUCGAGCAGUACACCGAGCCGCUGACCCAGUUCUUUGAGAACUUGACCGACGUGCCCGAGCUCGAGGAGUACCUCAAGCUGGACCACCAGUUUGUCGACGUGGCCUCGAACCAGACGCCAACCAUCACUAUCUCGCUCAACGAGAUCUACCUCAUCCACGCUCUGCUUGCCGACAACAUGGCCGAGGUGGCCGGCGACCUCGACGACCCGAUCCGCGACAUCAUGGCUAAGCUCGGCGAGGCUCCGCCGCAAGUCAAGAACUCGCAGAACGAGGCCGUCGUUCUCUCGCUCGUCCCGCCGCAGGGCCUCUCCUACACCGACACUCUCGACGAGAACGCCGCCGCAAGCAACUUGUACGAUGAGACUAAGCAGGCAGUCCAGGAGCUGCUGACCCGGCUCGACUCGCAUGCCAUUCCGUUCUCCAUCCACCACACGCUCGAGACCCUCAUCGAAGCCGCCCACGAGUCACUCCUCCGCGCGCCUGACGCAAAGCUUGAAGCCCUUGUCACCACCAUCGAGGACAAGCUCUCGGCGCUCGAGGCUGAGGGCGUGCUCUCGCGCAAUGACUCGCACUCGCGCAUGCUGGAAGACAUCUCGCGCGAGACCGAGAACCGCGCCUCCUUUGAGGAGUCGCUCGCCAAGGAUCGCGCUAAGAUCGAGCGCACCCUCGAGCGUGUUCGCUCCCACCACCAAUUCCUGCUCUCGCAGCUCGAGUCGUACAACCAGUAUCUGCAGAACGUCCGCUCGCAGCCGUCCGACGCCGCCGGCAAGUCCAAGUCCAAAAAGAAGAAAAAGAAGGACAAGGCCGGCGCAACCGUCGGCCCGUUCAAGGUCUCCCACGACAAGCUCCUCAAGGACGGCGUCAUUGCCGAGUCGUUUGUGCCCGACGCCCGCCGCAAGAAAACCGUCCUCGUCUUUUCGUCUGAUGAGCCUGGGGUCAUUGUUUGUGCCGCCUAUUUUCAUGGCUUUCCCGUCGAUCGCUACCAGUUUGAGCUCGAGGACCUGCUUGAGCGACAGGAGAACGACGAGCGGGUCAUCCGCCUCGAGUACGUCGUCCUCGACCUCAACAUCUUUCUGCACACCAUCAACAAAAUGUUCGGCUUUUGAGCUCGGGACCGGUGCUCCAGCUCGAGGUAAAUCGCUGCCUUUACACCUCA
Messenger RNA from Thecamonas trahens ATCC 50062, 2396 nucleotides. RefSeq names its product RasGTPase-activating protein. Lineage: Eukaryota; Apusomonadida; Apusomonadidae. The coding region runs from base 1 to 2346 and encodes 781 amino acids. The record is from RefSeq and is a predicted model, not a curated record. Gene Ontology annotation, biological process: regulation of actin cytoskeleton organization; regulation of GTPase activity. Gene Ontology annotation, cellular component: cytoplasm. Gene Ontology annotation, molecular function: calmodulin binding; actin filament binding; GTPase activator activity. The transcript is spliced from 2 exons.